Messenger RNA from Amphimedon queenslandica, 1331 nucleotides. RefSeq names its product histone acetyltransferase type B catalytic subunit-like. Bases 47 to 1237 code for a protein of 396 amino acids. The transcript has 14 exons. The record is from RefSeq and is a predicted model, not a curated record. Gene Ontology annotation, cellular component: nucleus. Gene Ontology annotation, molecular function: histone binding; histone acetyltransferase activity. NCBI's taxonomy places the organism in Eukaryota, Metazoa, Porifera, Demospongiae, Haplosclerida, Niphatidae. Gene Ontology annotation, biological process: subtelomeric heterochromatin formation.
AUAAAAAUAACUAUAAUUUAUUAUUUUAGUUUUUAUUUCCUCCAUCAUGUUUCAUUAUGGAGCAGAAGAAGAAUUGGAGGGAUUUGUGUCUUCAGCUCAGGAUUCAAUUGAAUUCAAAUUUGUUGAAAAAGAGGCAGACAUCUUUAACGAUGAGCUGGUGUUUCGUCCUGAAUUCACCCACCAAGUUUUUGAAAAUGAGAAGAUAUUUGGAUAUAAGAAUUUAAAAAUAAAAUUAUAUUACACUCCUGAUCACCUAACAAGCUUUAUUGAUAUACAUUAUGAUGAUAAGGUUAACCCUCGUCUCCAUCAGGGGGCUAGACCAGAUAACAUAUUUAAACUAUUACUAAACUGGAUACCUGAAGGUUUUCUGACCAAUCAGGAUCAUUUCAUUUCUAAAUUAACGAGGCCACACCCUUUUACACCUUUUGGCGAAUUACUACAUGUUCAUGGAGAAACCAGCGACCACAGAUACGAGAUAUACAAAGUGGACAUUAGCUCGGUUGGUUUCAAGGAGUACCAUGAGAAGCUACAGACCUUUCUGAUCUGGUUUGUAGACGCAGCGUCUUACAUCGAUACUGAUGAUGAUAAAUGGACAUUUUAUUUAAUAUUCAAGAGAAGUUCAGCUGGUCAGUACGCCAUUGCUGGCUAUGCAACAGUUUAUGCUUAUUACGCUUACCCUGAUAAAAUAAGACCCAGGAUCAGUCAAAUGCUAAUAUUACCACCUUAUCAGCGGAAAGGACUUGGAGGGCAGCUCCUACAAGCAGUGUAUGAUGACCUGGUUUCUGAUACUAGAGUGCUGGAUAUUACUGUUGAGGAUCCAUCAGAUGAAUUCACUGCUCUGAGGGAUUAUAUUGAUUGUCGCAAUGCGUUGAAGUUAUCUUCAACAUCGUCACCUCUUCAUUCAAACGAAAUAGAAAAGAAUUGUCAAGAGAAACUGAAGCUUAGCAAAAGACAGUCCAGAAGAGUCUAUGAGAUACUGAGGUUGAGGGUCACUGAUCGUCGUCAGUCAAAGGAUUAUCGUGAUUUUAGACUAUUUGUGAAGAACAGGCUUAACGGGCCGUAUAAGAAGCAACAAAAAGAUCUUGAGAAACUGCACACUCGUGGUCUGGACCAGUCAGAACUGGUAGCAGCUGCUCCUUUAUUGUCAGGAGAAGAGAGAAUGAGGCUCCUUCAAGAUGAAUAUGAACUUCUUGAGACACAGUAUGCAGCUGUAAUAGAGAAACUAGCCACAGAUUGAGUUUCGUGCAAAAGGUUCUGAAGAAGUUUCAUAUCCUUUAACUUUUCUUGUUGCGUCAAUUUGAGAGUUUCCUUCAAAACUUCAUUUUCAUCUU